Messenger RNA from Papaver somniferum (opium poppy), 1074 nucleotides. RefSeq lists its product as uncharacterized. The transcript has a single exon. The coding region runs from base 1 to 1074 and encodes 357 amino acids. The record is from RefSeq and is a predicted model, not a curated record. Lineage: Eukaryota; Viridiplantae; Streptophyta; Magnoliopsida; Ranunculales; Papaveraceae.
AUGGAAGACAUUCCGGAACCACCAAACAUGGGUCAUGAACCACCAACAGGAAAGAGAAGCCGGGAGUUUUGUGCUUAUCACCGUUUUCAAGGUCAUAACACCAAUAAUUGUCGAAAUAUACAGAAAAUUAUACUAAGAAUGAUCGAUCAAGGGAAAUUAAGCUACUUCCUAGUUGCACAACAACAGAAUAUACCACCACCACCAGAAGGGCAGGCGGCAGGAGUGAAAACGGGAAACAAAACAUAUUUGAUUGAAGCAGGAGCGAAUGCAAAGAACUUAUACUUCAACUCAAUAAUACACUCGUUCAUAAACAUAGAAGACUUCCACGACAAUGUUCUGAGUCGAGUUCAUGCAAGAGAUGAUGAUGGAAAAGAGAUAUUAAAAUUGGCAAAGGUAUCACCACUGAAAAAUUGGCAAAAUCAAUCUAUCUCCUUCAGUGCGGAAGAAGUACUAGGAGGCGGAGAAUUGCAUAAAAGCCUAUUAGUUGUUAAGCUGGAAAUAAUACCAAAAACAAAUACUGAGGAAGAGGAAGAUGAUGAUGCAGACGCGUGGGCAAUAAACAUGAUAUUGAUAUACCCUGGAAGCUCAGUCGACAUAUUGUUUUACCAUGCUUAUAAGACUAUGGGCGGCAGAGAUUACGACCUCAUACCAUCGACUUAUAAGAUUUAUGGUUUCAAUGGAUCAGCCAAUAAGCCGAAAGGAGAAAUAACCAUGCGGAUCCCUCUAAAGAACAUAACCAAAGAAGUAGUAUUUUGCGUAGUUCACGUGGAGUCUCUAUACAAUGCCUUGAUUGGCAGACCAUGGCUACACAACAUUCUAGGAGUGGCUUCAACCUUUCAUCAAUGUAUCAAAUUUCCUUUACCUCAAGGCGUCGGAGUAAUAAGGGGAGACACCAAUGAGGCAAAAACCUGUAAUGAAAUUGAAGUCGACAAAAGUGAAGAACGCACAAAUAAGAGAAGAUAUUGGAAAAAGGAGAUACAAGAGGGCAAAAGAAGUGAAAUAUUAAUGGUUGAUGUUGUAAACAAGGCUGAAAAUGGGAAAGCUUCAAUGUGCAAGGAUGAAGAAAUGAAAUAG